ACCGGUUUCACAAUUUUAAAUAAACUACUUUACAAUUUUGUAGGCGUUCCUGUAAAAGGUUUUCUACUGUUUAAAUCCAAUUGAUGUGGAUACGAGUUUCGUUUCGAUAUCUCUUCUGUAGACAUUACUGCAAAAUAAAUAUGCAAACAGAUCGUUCAAAAGUGGAUUCGGAUGUAUUUUCAAAUUUUUUCCCGUUUUUUUUUAUCCGAUCAGUGGCUAAUCAAGAAUGUAAGAAGCUGAUUGCAGAACUGUUUGUUCCAUAUUCGAUCCCAGCUUUAACUAAUUUUGAAGUUCAGGAGGAUCGUAGGCAACGACGAUUUUCUUUUGAAUGUUCAGUUCAUGAACCCUUAUCGGUUUUCUUCACUCAUCUUAUAUCUUCCAUUAAUGGCCAGUAUUUGAAAGGAAAGAGUGUAUCAACCAACAACAGAGUUUAUUUAGCUACAAAAGCUAACCUGGUUUGCAAAAGUACAGAUGGAUCUGCUGCCUUAACGGAAUUUAGUAAUGACAAGACUCUUGAAGAUUGUUUUCUGUCCGACUUUACUAGUAAUAAUGCUAGUAAACCGUAUCAAUUAUCGUUGCAAAUCAACUUUUCCAUGCAUGACCAUCCUGAAAAAAAUACCUUGCUUGUUUACACUGUCCAGAAAAACCCAGCACGUAUAAUCCAAUGCCGUUUAAAUACAAUUCCGAUGGUGGGUUGCCCUGUUGUACCGUUUCUUGAAGGAGAAAAUAUAUGUCUGACAAAUUCUGAAUUUUUAUGGUUUGUUGGACAGUCUAAAAAAUGGCCCAAUAAACCGUGUCACAAAGGCUUCUUAUUCAUACCAACUGAAGAUCAUGUUGGUUUAUCAAUUCAAUUGAAAGUUCUUGUACGUGACAUUAAAGGUAUGGCCGGUGUCCCAUUCGGAAUAAGCAAAUAUUUUGAUCCUUAUGGACAACCGAUUGAAUGCAAAUCGCCUGUACUUACGGCUUCUAAUCAAGUAUUUCAUCAACUGAGGUAUAAGUGGAUUGAAAACAAUAAAUUAGAUUCACAACAUUUACGUGUUGUAAGUUACAACAUUCUGGCCGAAAUGUAUGCUCGAUCUGAUUUUGCUCGUGCCCAUAUAUUCAAACAUUGUCCAGAGGCUUGUAUCAGUUCAGCCUACCGAUUACCUUUGAUUUUACGUGAACUGUUUUCUUAUCAGUCGGAUUUCAUCUGUCUUCAAGAAGUCGAUCGAUGGGUUUACGACAAAUACCUUUUAAAUGCUUUAAGAUCCUAUCGAAAUAUGGACGGUAUAUUCUUAGCAAAAAGAGCAGUCAUAACUGAUCCGAAUGAUCCAACUAAAGUUAAAGUUGACACAGAAAAGGAAAAGGGUGAAGGUUGUGCAAUUUUCUACUGUCGUACCCGGUUUGAACUUGUAUCGGAAUGCGGCUUACCAUCGAUACUUCAUUAUGCAUCAAAUGUUCCAUUUUUAUCAACUAUGUUAAACAAUUUCAAUUCCACAACCUUAAGUCAUGGCUCAACGGGUCAUUCGUUUGGUGAAGAGAACACUGAAACCCAUAUUCAAAAGUCAUUAUCGCAGUGUCUGAUCAGUGGAGUAUUUCGAGAAAAGUCGACCACAUCACAAUCUCCUUUACUGAUUGUUUCUAAUGCCCACUUCUAUUUUCAUCCUUCAGCUAGUCCGAUUCGAAUUAUUCAGGCGCGUACAGUUCGUCACUACUUAUUAAAACUUGCUAUGGGUUACAGGCAGUCGGAUAAUAAACCAAUUCCAAUUGUUUUUUGUGGGGAUAUUAAUCAGUGUCCAGGUAGUGAUGUGUAUACCGCCCUCACUCAAGGUAAUGGAUUCCCUUCUGAUGAUGAGGUUGCUUAUCAGCCUAUAUUUGAAUCAGCUUAUGUAAAUAAUCCACCUGAAUUUACUAACUGGGUGCCUGGAUUUCACAAUGUUUUGGACGUUAUACUGUAUAAUACCGACUCAGAUUUAAAAUGUAUCCAUGUGUUACCGAUUGAUCCACUGCAGAAAAUCAAAGAGCUUUUGACUCAGUUAAUCAAUUCGGAUGGUCAAAGUGUGCCAGAUUCUAGCCAACUGGGUCUCCCAAAUGCCUAUUUCCCAAGUGAUCAUAUCGCACUUGUAGCUGAUUUUUCAUGGGACUCUUUAAAACAUACAAGUGAAUAGUUCUUCGUGUAUAACAACAUAAAAGAAAAUGAGCUUAUAAAAACAAUGAUAAUCGUCAUCUUUUUAUUAGAUAGAUCAGUCAAUCUAACAUAGAUUUCAUUUUGAUAAAAUUGAAGCGAUAGACACAUGUUUUUAAGAUCCUCCAUCAAUUGUUUCAAACUUCAUCGUUCCUUCAUUGCCAAAACAAUUAUUCACUGUUCCCGUUCUCUUCAUUUCUAUCUUCCAGACCUUCUGCUGCCAAGCCUCCCACUUCUGAUUGGUGUUAUAUGCUACUUAUGUCGACAGACUAAGAACCUCAUUUCCACAUGGAGUAGGCGAUGACGUUGUCGUCCAGAACGACAAUUAGAGCUUCACCACUAAUCUAUUCAUCUCAGAGAACUUAAGAUCACUAAAAUUUUAUUGAUUAUGAUGUUGGCCAAGUUAGAGGAUAUUUACGUCAAAGUCUAUUGGAUUAUUAGUUACAAGAUAACCAGAAAAAGUUAAAAUCAUAAAGCUCGAUCCACAUAUCAGAAAAAUGAAUAUUUUUGAAUAUUAUAUAUAUAUAUAACAGUAGACUAGUUCAGUUAACUUUAAUUUUUAGUAUACAAUGAACUGUCUAGAGUUAUCUACGUUGGUAGUCAUAAAAUCAAUACUAGUGGGAAUACUUCAUCAACUUCAUUUUCAUUCACGCACACAAAGAAAAAGUGAAGAGUUUUCUAUUUAUUGAAGAACCUCGGUUAGCGUCUAUCAAAUGGGUAUAACGUAGAGCAGACAGAAUUACAGAAGCAUAAAGCCAAAAAACCUCAGUACAAAUGUGAAGUGCCGUCUUGUCUUUUGUCAACCUACGUUAAUUAAGUGAGUUUGUUUUAUGUUAUAACUAUAGGAAAUGACUUUUGAAAGUGGCGCCCAAUUAUUCCAAUCAGUCAGAAGGAAAGCCCUCACCAGUUUCCAGUAUAGUUUAAUUCACAAAUCAAAAACAGUUAUUUUACAAUGCAAUUAUUAUGAGUAGUAUGGGGAAUUUAUGGAGAUCGGUGAAUUUUCAUACUUUAAGUCAUGUACUGAUCUUAGUUAAACAACUAUUAAAGUCCACGUGCUGGAGGUCCGGGGUUCAAUCCCUGGUGGGGUGAUGAAUGCCAACUACUGAGGAGUCUUACACUAGGACAUAAUUAUUGUCGCCUAGAAGUGAAGUUUUAGUCAUUCUUAACAUAUUGAAUCCGAUCCAAUAUUAUCUGUUUACUUCAUUGUGUCUUAAGAUUCAGAAUAAUUUCAGUUAUGCAUUACAUGACUAAAUAUUGAUUGAUUCACUGACUUUCAACCAAUACACGCAUCAUUUAUUCAAUUAAUCAAAACACACGUUUCGUCCCAUCACUUACUGAACACAAAUCAUUUGUGCAUCAUUCUUAUUUACAAACUGAUCCAUUUGAAUUGGUAAUAACUAGUAGUUAUCUACAAUUUCCUAAAUGAUAGUUAUUCUAUCAGAUUCUGAAACACACACACAUUGUCUAUGUGAAUUUUUAGAAAAAGAAUAAAUCUAAUGUAAAGACAGGUUGAAUGUUGCGUGUGACCUUGAGCCCUAGAAAUUAAAAGAAUGUUAUCUUAGAUUAUUUUUUAACAGUUUUACUUGCUCGUAAAUCUUUUUGAUAAAAUCUCCGAGUGAUUUCAUUUGUAAACGAAAGUGGGACCAAAUUUUUGAUCUGCAGAAAAAAAGAAAAAAAUCAUUGAAAUGUUUCUGAUAGUCGCUGUUGUUGAAUAGCGUAUUGGUCUCUUCAAUCAGUACCCAUGAACAAUCAAAAUUAUAAUAGUUGGAGAGAUGAUAUUAUUUUAUUGUGAAUAUGUGUCGUUGGGUAAUUAAACUAAUGGAAUGUGAACCACUACUCGUUUAGGUAUCCAUUGCUUGCUCACUUGGUUUCUGGUUAGCGUACGGCUUUAUUGGAGUCCGUUAAAUCAGAUAAGAUUUCCGAAAACCUUUGAAAUUAAUAUAGGUUCGUUCAAAUGGUUUUCCUAACUGAGAGUGAACCUUUUCUGUGGUGGACUGUAGGAGCUCUGCUUGUGUAAAUGCACUCUACACAUAUGCUCAGAUUGAGGGGAGAAAUUGUUAGAUCAGCACUAUAUAAAUUCCCUAUCAUUCAGUGAAGAAUAAAAUUCAUUGAAUAGUUAUUCUUUAGUUGUUCUAAUUUAGGCACUCAUCAGCAGGAACCAUGUAAAAUUUCCAAACAUUCAUCCAGUGACUAAUCUGCUGAAAAAUCUGUUCUAGGUUUCAAUACGGAGUUCAGUAUCCUGGAUUCUAUCAGGUCUAAUCACCUAAUGAUGAUAUGUGCAUAAAAAGUUAUUUAACCAGUGAGAAUAUGAAUCAUUGUAGCUGCAUAACCUGAGAAUGAUAAUUUACUAUCCAUAAAGCUUGUUGUUUCAGAGUCUCAUGCUGACGGAAUGGUAAAUGAACAAUUAUAGUUCAACACCAGCCUGUUGUACUAAAAAUAGGACUCCUUUUAACUGUUACAUAUCCUAACAAAAAUAAUUGUUUUCAAAAGGAUAUCCUUCUUCAUCUGUACUCUGAGUAACUGAGUGAGUGAGUGAGAGACCUUACCUUAUUCACCGUAUAUCCAGUAACUAGAAUUAACAUGAUAUUCAUUGUUACAAGACAAAAGCUUGAUAAACCAACGUAAAGGAAUUCCAAAGGAGCAUUGCAAUGAUUUCUCAUAUAGAUAAAUUCGUAUUGUCGAAUCCAUGGAUAUGUACAAUAAUGCAAUGUAGCUGUAACAUUCGACUCCACAUCUGUUGUUGUUUCAUACUAAAAAACGCAGAAAAAAUAUCAUUAACAACGAAACAGUGAACAUUUGCUCUAGAAAUAAAACCGUUUGUUAACAGAACAAAGUCACUAGGUGAAACGAUUUCAAAAGUAUGUGUAUAUUGUAAGGGUAUGUGUGUAUAUAAGUUGAUUGACAUUUUUAUUUUUAAAAAAAAUAAAACAUUUAAUCGCUUGCAUUCACAUCUUCCCUGUUACAGUAACUAUCGACAAAUUCAAAUCUAAAUAUUUCAAACCAAAUGAGAUUUGCUGCUGUUUACACACACUAUGAUUAUUGUCAGCCGAUUAAGCAACCAAAAUCGGGAGUUUAUACACAAAUAGUUGUAGACAAAUAAUUUAUUAUUGUUGGUAUUAGAGACUUAAAACUAUUUAUUUACACACACACAAUCUAUUAUUGUUAAUAUUUACAUUAUGUAAUCUAGUACUGUAAUCAUUAUUAUAUGAUCGCGUUUCUUUUUUGUUCGUACAUCCUCACGCAACUAAUACUUGAGAAAAAUUUCCAUACAUACUUUUGUACAACCUGAUAAUAAAUUCAUUGAAAAGAGAUCCCUUCUCUGAACUUCGUGAAUUUAAUAUCUAAAUGGGAAUUAUAUGACUAUUUCUAGUCUUCGUUGUUUCAUUAUAAAUUAUUACUUUCAUAAUAAGCAACUGAUUUUGCGGCCGCCAUCUCUUAUCAUGUUUUUCUCUGCUGUAACCAACAGUUAUAGAUCUGAUCAAAUCUUAUAUAUAUAUAGUCCUGUGUCCUAUAUUCAAGAAUUGGAGUGCUGAAGCGCUAUUUUUAUGUGUCGUCAAAAAAGUGAACAAUUACCUCACGUUUUUCCCCGGUGGAGAUGGCCAGAAGAGAGAGUAAUAACAAAUGACCCUAAAAAACAAUGUAAUAGAAACAGUGGCGUAUUAAGGGGCUUCAUCUAGAGGAUUCUGAAGGGAUGCUAACCAUAGUAAUGAAAAACUUUACGCUAUCCAAAGUAUUUAUCACUAUCUGAACUUAAUGAUUAAUAGUCGGAAUUAAAAGGAACUUUGAACUAUUACCAAAUUUGGGCUGAAGGCUAGAUUAGGAUUAUCAGUUCAGUUCAUUGUAAAAUAAUUAAAAAUGGAAACAACGUUUAACUGGGACAGGACAAACUGCUGGUCAUAUGUAGAGAAAUUCGAAUACUUCACUCCUACCUGAAGUUUCUACUGAUUUUAUUGAAAAAACAAUGAAAGCUUCACGACUAAACCAUCCAGCCCAGAGAACGAAACUCCACCAAAAUCAUCCACCUGUGUUACAAACCUCUACUAACCCGAAUUUAAGUUUUACUGAGUAUUAAGGUUACGGGCUAAUUCUUUGAAUAUAGUAAUAAUAAUAUUGAUGAUGAUUGUUAUAUCCUAGUGAAGACAUAA
Molecule: messenger RNA, 6309 nt
Organism: Schistosoma rodhaini
Lineage: Eukaryota; Metazoa; Platyhelminthes; Trematoda; Strigeidida; Schistosomatidae
Source: the annotation of a GenBank genome assembly